This is a messenger RNA of Anoplophora glabripennis (Asian longhorned beetle), 2383 nucleotides long. RefSeq names its product serine protease inhibitor 28Dc-like. The coding region runs from base 389 to 2023 and encodes 544 amino acids. The transcript is spliced from 4 exons. Gene Ontology annotation, molecular function: serine-type endopeptidase inhibitor activity. NCBI's taxonomy places the organism in Eukaryota, Metazoa, Arthropoda, Insecta, Coleoptera, Cerambycidae. The record is from RefSeq and is a predicted model, not a curated record.
GCCAACUAUGUCAUCAAGUGGGUUUCACUAUUUACAGUCCAAUCAGCACUAUUAUUGUAAACAGUCUAGGAAAUAGAAUCGAUCGAAUUACUCACUACUAUGGGUGUUAUUCGCCUAUGGUAAUUCACGAAAGAUAUUUUUUAUAGCGGGGUUUUCAGAUAAUUUCAUUAUAAAUAUCUCCAGUUGGCAAGGAGGGGAACGGAAGGUCAUCCUGUAUGCACAUGGGCUUCAUUCAAAUUCGCUUAGGUGGUGUGCAGUGAAGUUUUUAGCAACUACAGAUUCGAAAUGUGCGGUAAAUGUUUAUAGUACAGUGUUUUCGGUUCUUCUACAACUUUUACUACGGAAAAUAAGAUAAAUAGACGUUGAAAUCGGAAUACUUAAUCAAUAAAUGACCAAAAUGUUUACAAAAUUCGUAAUCCCUUUACUAGUCACCAUCACUUACGCCAUUGCACAAAGGGAAAUGGUGUAUUUCCCAGACGAACAGGGUGGGUUGAUGGAUGGCGACAAUACAGUAAAGCUGCCCUCCAACGUGAAUCUAACUGAAAUACGGGGAACCACCCUGUACGAGACCUUCGUUGACAAGAUCAUAGCCAGCGGAAUAGCCAAGCUGACUUUGGCGGUCAACAAGGCACUCAACCAACAAACUGGGAGCAACAGGGAUAACGUGGUGUUUGCCCCUGUCAGCAUAGCAGGUGCCUUGGCGUUGAUUCUACUGGGCUCCAACGGCAAGACUUUCCAGGAAAUCACCUCCGUUUUAGGCCUAGCCACUGGCAUAGAUAUCGAGUCCAGAUCCCUACAAGUCCACGAGCAGUUCGGACGCAUGAUUGAUAAGCUAGAACGCACCUCCGGCUUCUCCAUGGGCCAGCAGGUGAAUUUCGCAGCUGGCGUCUUCGUUCAGACCGACUACCCUGUGAGGACCGUCUACGUCAAGACGGCGCAGGACCUCUACGACAGUGAAGUGAUCAGCGUGGACUUCCGAAGGGAUCCUAGUAAAGCGCAGGAGACUAUAAACUCCUGGGUGUCGCAAAAAACCAACGGGAAGAUCAGAAAUAUACUUGAGGAAGAACCGUUGCCGCAUACAAGGGUUAUCAUAGCCAGUGCCAUGUACUUCAAGGCGCUUUGGGAGAAACCCUUCUUUGAAGGCGCCACCACCAGACGGCCAUUCUAUACAAAUGGAAGAAAAUCCCCCCCGUCUGCAGAAGUGGAGAUGAUGGCCAACGGAGGCGACUUCCCUUAUUUCAAAGACCAAAGGCUCAACUGCGAGGUGAUGGGUUUCCCUUACCAGGGUAAUGCAUCCAGGAUGUACGUGGUGAUGCCAGUGGACUCCAAUGCGAAGAAACUGAGAGAACUAGAGGAAUCUCUAACACCCACGGAUCUGGAACGCCUAGCAGACAGCACGAUUUACACCAGAGCAGUGCUCGUGUUCCCAAAGAUGAGAAUAGAAAGCACCAUCGACCUCAAAUCUUCCCUUGAGCUUCUUGGGGUUAAAAGUCUAUUCAUACCUUCCCAGGCCAACUUAGCACUAUUGUCUCCAGGGGAAAAACCUGUGAAUCCCCUUCCAGACCUAGCAGUAACAGCUAGAGUACCUCUGUCUAUAAACCGAAAUAGUGAAUCUAUAUUGGCUGAUAUUUUCAAUGAUGCCAUUGACUGUACAAAAGCAGCAAAUACGGCUACUUCUCCUUGCACGAAUAACAGAACCAGUGACCAAAACGGACGAAGGGCAAGGGCUAGUGAGACAAUAGAUAAUCUCAGACGUAUAAUCAACCAACAAUCCACGAAUAAUAGUUAUCAGAAUCCGGGUCUUUACGCCGAUAAGGUCAUUCACAAAGUCUACAUGGACAUUACGGAGACAGGAACCGAAGCUGCGGCCACAACCUCCGUGAGUUUGUCGAGAGAUGGCGGUAGGGUGACGUUCAGGGUGGACGUGCCCUUCUUUUUCUUCAUAAGGAAUGAAGAGACGAAGACUAUUCUUUUCUGGGGAUCUGUCACUGUUCCCACGCCUAAUUUUAGAAGAAGUGUUUGAUGUAGCCGGCGAUAUUGCUGUUGCAGCACAACUUUGGCUGGAGGAAAGUUCGUGGAAGUGUGUUUUUAUGAACAACAGUACAAAAUAAUUUGGCCCGUUGAUAGCUAUUAGGCGGAAAUGAUUACAUGUGUUGUCUAUACCAAAGUAUAUUUUGCAAUACAAAACACUAGGUCAUUUUUUUUAUUUUAUUGAACACUAUAAAAUUAUAAGAAAAUGUAAGAAUAUUUUUUAUGAAUUUAUAAAUAAUAGGAGACACAAAAAUGAUUUACUUUUGGUAAAUUUUAUAAACGGGCAUUUGAAAAUCUAUUGUUUAUAACGAUUUGUAUAUUUUGUAUGAAUUAAAGUAUGUGUUACAAAGUC